ACCGGGCUGGUGCAGAGCGCAUAAACCCAACGUGUUACUGUUUACCUCCAGUGUGUGUGAGAGAGUGUGUCAAACACAGACACGCGUAGUUGGCUGUGAGAAGGAUUUUAUAUUUUUAUGGCUCGAUGUUAUUUUUAAAGUAAAGCGGAAGCUCGCAGCAGCACGAGGCCCGAGCCUGGGCCGCAUCCCCCUGGCAGAUGCCAUCUAUCAGCGUCCUCCGAGAAAUUUAACGAAAUAACUGCUGCUAGCAGGGUGGCUAACCAGGCUAAUUACUAACAGAAGAGAGAUGAUGUUGACGUUGAUGUUGAUAUUUCUCCUCGCCGAGAGUUUGUCCAGCGGGGAUGGGUCGACCGGUUUAGACUGCAGCCCGUCCACCACAGAGACCAACAGAUUACUGUCGGCUGUGGUCGACUCGCAGAGAGCUGAGCAGAGCCAGAGGCAACACCUGGAGGCUCUGUUCAACAGAUAUGGAGAAAACGGCACCAUCUCUCUGGCCGGUUUAAAGCGUCUGUUACAGAGCGUGGGGCUGGAUCGCAUCAGGACUGUUAUGGUGCAACAUCAUGAGCAACCAGGCCACCACAAUCACCACCACCAUCAUCAUCACCACCACCGCCACCACGAGGGCCACCAGCACCAUCACCACCAUCUCCAUGAUGACAACAACUCGCAUUUUCAGAAACGCUCUGAAACCUCACAGCCCAGAAAGUUACCAAAGACCCCUGAAGUCUCCAAAGAUCAGGACAGCCACCACAACCUGCUCGACAAGAAGACAACGGUGGCAGCGGCAGUGGCGGCGGCUCAGGAGGUCGGCACCACGGCGGUGUACAGUGCCCAGGUGGUGGUGAAACCAGAUGAUGCUCAUAAGAGAGAAGACAGCAGCCCGGAGCAACCCAGUCCUGCCGGGGAGGAAACCACCAGAGCGUCUAUUGCUAGACUGGUCACUGAAAGCCAGACUCAGGCAGCUGCAGUCAGCCGUGGGGAUCACGACCAUGUCCAUGACCAUGACCAUGACCACGUUCACGACCACGACCAUGACCACGAUCACAUAAACCAGGAUCUUCCCCACAACCGAAGCAUAGAUAAUGUUGAGUGUCUGAACGCCUCCACCAUCCUCUCCUCACACGGGAUGUCUCAGGAGGUGGGUGUGACUCUCACUGACUUCAGCUUCCUUUGCCCCGCCCUCCUCAACCAGAUUGAUGGCGGAGCGUGUAUUCUGCACGGCGGCGCUGCAACACACGGGGAGAGAGACCAUAAACAUGGUCAUGGUCACCAUGGUGACCACAACAACUCAGACAGCAGGGAGCACUCUGGAGGUGAAAGUGGCAAAAACAUCACAAUAGCGUGGGUCGGAGGGUUCGUCUCCAUCACCAUCAUCAGCCUGCUCUCCCUGCUCGGCGUCGUCCUCAUCCCGCUCAUGAACAGAGUUUUCUUCAAGUUCCUCCUCAGCUUUCUGGUGGCGCUGGCUGUCGGCACGCUGAGCGGUGACGCCUUUCUUCAUCUCAUCCCCCACUCUCAGGGAGGCCACCAUCACCACCACGAGGAUUCUGGGAUGGGUAUGGAACAUCACGUCCAUGGUGAGCCGGAGGAAAACCUGGACGCAGUGUGGAAGGGUCUGACGGCUUUGAGUGGAGUCUACCUAAUGUUUCUAAUCGAACACUUCCUGACGCUGGGGAAAAUGUACAAGGACAAGAAACAGAAGAUCCAGAAGAAGUGGGAUCAGAACGACAAAGCAGAUCCAGAGAAGCAGCCUGCUCUGGAAGACCUGAAGCCAACUGAAGAUGUAGAGACGAACGGUGCCGGUAUGUUUGGUGACCACUCGAGCAGCCUGCAUGGUGGCAGUGUGGCAGAAGAGGAGCAGGUGAUGCUGGCACCGCAGGUGUCCAUCGUCUCGCCGCAGGGUUACGGCGGGGCGUCGGGGGCUGCCGCCUACACUGCCGAGGACUGCGAGAACAAAUGCCACUCCCACUUCCACGACACUGUGGGCCAGGCCGACAGCAUGCACCACCAUCACCACGACUACCACCACAUCCUGCACCACCACCACUCCCAGAACCACCACCCUCACAGCCACUCCCACUCCUACUCAGAGCAGCACUUCCAGCAGGCCGGCGUGGCCACGCUCGCCUGGAUGGUCAUCAUGGGAGACGGACUGCACAACUUCAGCGACGGCCUGGCCAUCGGAGCUGCCUUCACUGAGGGUCUGUCCAGCGGUCUGAGUACAUCUGUGGCUGUUUUCUGUCACGAGCUGCCUCACGAGUUAGGUGACUUUGCGGUGCUCUUGAAGGCCGGUAUGACUGUGCGUCAGGCCAUUCUCUACAACGUCUUGUCAGCCAUGAUGGCCUACUUGGGUAUGGUGACCGGUAUCCUGAUCGGACACUACGCAGAGAACAUCUCCAUGUGGAUAUUCGCCCUUACAGCUGGGCUCUUCAUGUAUGUGGCUCUGGUGGACAUGGUGCCUGAGAUGUUACACAAUGACGCCGGGGACCACGGCUUCAGCCACUGCGGCUUCUUCCUGCUCCAGAACGCCGGCAUCCUGCUGGGCUUCUGCAUAAUGCUGCUGAUCGCCAUUUUCGAGCACAAAAUCCAGCUGGACCUGGGGUACUGAAGGAGAGGUGUUUCAUCCAGAGCUCCAUGUGCGUUUCAGUGUCUGUCAGAAAUGUAGUGUGUUUUUUAUUUGUUGCUCCAGAUGGUCCAGUCACAUUGAUUUAGUUAGUAUUUUUACAUGGUGUAGGAAGACGCAUCAGUUGAAACACAGACACCGAAUGUAAUCCAGGAAGUUGCCAUGCUGACAGCGCUCUCUGAUGUUGUAGCUGACGGAAACAGAAGCUAAACGUUCAUGAGCUGCUGAGAUUCAAAUAUCUGCUGCUCAAACUAGUGUUUUUUUAAUUUUUCACUUUCUGUUAACGCUGUUAAAAACAUGCAGCAAUUUUUUCAGAUGGCGACAAACUCGUGACCCCCAAGUGGAAGAAAACAAGAGUGCACAAAAACAAAAAUAGAUCAAAGUUAAAGUCCCCUGUCCUAACUGCUCUUACCACUACAAAAAGACAUGAAAGCAGCAUGACCUCCCCCCGAACUCCUCUGCCGUCAUAUUUAAUGUUGUUUUUUAUACGCCUUAUUUUUUUUUUCUAUCUGAUGUGUUGGAAGUGUUUCUGCUGCUGAGUCAAACCAGAUCAGUAUUCCAGAACAUACUCAAAGUGCCGUAACAGCCCCACUGUCGGUACAACACUGUACUGGGUCUUAAGAUGUUCUUUCCAUUCAAAAUCAUUUUACAGUAUAAAUUGAUCCAUUAAUUGAUUGGUAGGAACAACGGACAUUAUUUGUUGCUUUUCAACAUUUUUCGGACCAAAACUCAAGCUGAACAUGUUUGAAGAUAUUCAGAAAGAAAACCACAAAAUAUUCAAAUUUGAGAAUCUGGAGGCAGCACACUUUCUGCAUUUUUGCUAAGAGAAAUUAAUAUCAAUAUUCUGUUGAUGGGUUAAUGGUUUCAGCUCUAAUUGUGACCAGUUUUCAGGGUCAAUUAAGCCCCUCCAGGAUUUAGUGGGCUGUUUUUGGGAUUGUUGCGACCUGAAAUGUCUGAUUUCACGGCAGCUUUUCUAAAAAACUGCAAGUUAUGUUGCAAUGUUUAAAGGAGUUUUUUUUUGUCACAGAUUCAGAGCUUAUUGUUAUGAGCAUUAAGUGUUUGACAUUGAAUUAGAAUUUAUUUGUGAUCACCAUCAGCCAUCAGCUGUUAAUGCCGUGCAACGCAGCGGUGAAUGACUGUCCCUGUGAGAGACUCUCCUUCUGCUCUCUGCCCAGUUAGCACAUUAACACAACACAACAUGAUCUCGUCCCUACUCGUCAUAUUUUGCUGCUUGGGCUGAAGCCCCACAGCAACAGUUAACAUCCGACACCGAGCCAUUCAUCUUACACCAACACCAUGACCAAAACAACCUGUUAAAUUCUGUUCGUUAACGUUAGCUUUGUGAUGCUAACAGUUAGCCCUGUCACUGUGUGUGUGACUCCAGGCACAGAGCUCCGGCCCAUCAGCAGCAGUCUCAUGAUAAACAGAGAGAGAGGGGCUGAGUGAAUCCAUGUCCAAGUUACCAUAAAAGGCAACACACACCGACCCUGUCACCUGACGCCCAAAUAAGACAACAGACAGAUAAAGUAAACAAUAUCACCAGCGUGGACUGUGGCAGCACAUGUAAUAAAAAUGUUGCUUUUUUGGAGCAUUAGAAAUUUGAUGAUGGCGUAACUCGAUGUGGAGUUUUGACGACCAUGAUGUGUUUUGAUGUGCAGCUGCUGUUGUUUGCUCUCAACACUCUGGUGUUGCCAUAUAAACCUGCAGGACUGCUGACCCCAUCAGAGAGCGCUGGCGGUCAGCUGAUCAGCAGGUGAACUUGGUAGUUUGGAAGUCCCGACACUGCAGCAGAGAUUACUCCUUUGGGAAAUUUUUCCCUCAUCAGACAAUCUGAUCAAAUCUUGCAGAAUGAACUCACUGUGAGUAAUCAGAGCAUUUUCAGUGGGAAGUUUGGAUAAAUCAGCAGGAAAUCCGUCCAUUAAAUGAACCUGAGUUCAGCCUGAUGAAGGAAACGGUGUCGUAGACCUCGUUAGUUGGAAGUUAACACUCACUGUUGCUGUUUCACUUUGAAAGUUCGGUCACGGUUCAUUUUCUGAUUGUCAAACAGCUCCUUGAAAGAUUAAGUUCUGGAUGAAAGUAUAAACAUGACUAAAUUGUGGGGCCGACCCCUCGGUCGACUGAGUUUGCUUCAAGUGGAACAGUUGUUAGAGUGCUGUGCAGUGUAAAUCUGGGGAUGUUUUGAUCCAAGAUAUUGCUGCAGAUUAAUGCUCUUGACUUUCACGCUUCUCUUGGGUACAGACCGCUACGGACGUGAUACAACGGCACAGAUCUUUUCUCUUCUGAUUACAAGCAGUGAAUUUACAGCUCACAGAUACUUAAUACGACACAGUCUCUGGCUUUUGUUUGAUAGCUAGUGUCAAAAAAUGUUGUUGCAUAUUUCCGAUCUGUCGGUGGCACAGUUAACCUGUUUACUAUAAUACAUGAAUGCCUCUGUCACACUGAACGUCCCGCUGAGCCCCGUUCAAAUUUUAAAAACCUCGAAUAUUUGUACUAAACAGCCGAAUCUGAUUCAACUUACGUAACUCUCGAGUUGGGUACAGCCCUACUAAAAUGAAACAGAAAAAGGACCACACCUGAGUUAAGCUGAAAUGAGGCCUUAGACUGGAAAUGGAUAUUAAUGAUCAAGAAAAUCCAAAAUUGUGCUGAACUUGUUUUCGCUGUCAAACUUUGCCUGUUACAACACGUUAUCUGCUUUGAACAAACAUUUGUAAGUCUGCUGUUCGUUUAGGAAACACACUUAGACCAAGAUUUGUUUUCACUAAUGUGAUGAGCAGGACGAGAACAAGAUGGAAGCAAAUCUUGCGUACGUUCUCAGAGUGGUGUUUUCUUGUGAGAAGAUGAAAAAAUCAGUUUGGAGAGUGAUGGUGCAAAGUCGUAUUAAUCUGGAGCCUUGAAUUUUCCCCCUAAACAUGAAAGUCUCCUGUGAAGCUUUUCUAUUUGGGAUCGUAUCGCAGUGUUCGCCAAUGUUUGGAUUUAGACGAUUGGGAAAAAAAAAAACAAACUGAACCUAAAUGAGUUAAAAUUUCCUUUUUAUGAGGGAUGUUUGAACUGAACUGAAUCCUGGCACUUCUGAUCUGCACACGUGGAGCUGAACAAGAUCUACAUUCCUGUUGGCUAUCCUGUUACCCUAGAUUUGUUUUUUUUGUUAGUUUUUUUUUUCUUUCUUUUUAUAAAAAUAUUGCAACUGCACUUAUUUUAACGUUCACAUUUUUUGGCCCCUCUUCGUCAGUGGCUCGUUCAGCUCCAAGCAGCAGAUAGAACAUAUGCAGAUGUUUUAUUCUGUUGAAGUGGUGAUGAUCAGUUUAUCUCUCCAAAUUAGUCCAACUCUGUGUCAGGAGAGACUGUCUGAAAACGUGUGCCGUUAUCACUCCACCCUCCGACAAGCAAAUGUGGCCCUAACCUGGCCCUCGAGAGCAACAUUUUUGCCCUUAUUCUGAAAAAGACAAUAUUUCUAAGCUGUUUACAUGAUGAAAAUAAAUUAUCUUAUAGUUUACACGCAGCUGUGUAUACUCUGAUUAACGUGCCCUAACAUGAUGUUUAUAAUGGCAAAAUAUGGAAAAGUGGAGCGGCUUCUUUCAUCCAAAUAGGAGUCUCCUGCCGGUGGUAUACGUGUUGGACCGUGUGAACUCAGCCUCCCUCUUUUAUUCAUUUAACCAUCUUCUGGAAAAGGUUAGCAUUGUGAUAUUUGUGUACAAGUCCUUCAUAAUUCCAACCAGAAACGUGGGCUUAUCCUUGGGGCAGGGAUCGCUACCCAAGCCCUGCGAACUGUUGGCAAGUUGGUCUCUGUACAAUGUAUCCAUGACAACGCACAGAGCUGACUGUAAACAGACAAAAGGCAGUGUGUCACAAACUGCUGUAAAAACCCCAAAUGAGAAACAUAUUCCGAAUGUGCUGUAUAGAUGUCCAAGGAAUGCUCCUAAAAUCUGAAUAAUGCCGGCAUAUUUAACGUCUUAGAAAAUGGUACAUUCGGAGAAAGGCCUAAUUUGGAAUAACUUAACUUUAUAUGCUGUUUACACAAAGAGCUGCCAACGAAUAAUCAGUUGGUUGCCAACUAUUAACUGAGUUGCCAAUUAAUUUGAUGAUCAAUGAAUCCGUUUGAGCAAUUUUUCAAGAAAAUGAAAGCCAAAAUUCUCAGAUUCCAGUUUCGUAAAUAUGAAUAUUUUCUGGUUCCUUUCCUCCUCUGUGACACUAAACUGAAUCUCUCUGGGUUGGGGACAAAAUGAGACAUCUGACAUCAGCUGAUUUUCCACCAUUUUCUGACAUUUUACGGACCACACAAAAAAUCCAUUAAUGGAGAAAAUAGAUUAAUCUACAGGGAGAAUAAUCUUGAGCUGCAGCACCAUUUACAUGACCCAAAUCAAAUUCAGAAUAUUGGUAUAUUUGUAAUGUAAGGGAAAUAUUAGUGUGCAUGACAACAUCAUAACUGACCAUGACCUUUGACUUCUCUGUGAAAUGUGUACAAGUCUGUCAGAGAAAGGCCAAAUAUAGUGUUUUCAUCUGUCCAGUGAAGAGCUGAGAAACUGAAAGCAAACUCUGGCAACAAAAAGGUGAAACUCAGCAGGUACUGUAGACUACAGGCUGUAGUGUUAGUUUUUGUUUAGUUUUUAAUUUAUGUUUAAUUUUAUCGUUACAGUAGAAGAGUUAACGUGGCAGCUCAACACUGACCGUGUUCAGAGAAACUAAGACUUUAAAGUCACUGUCAGUCUUUGUUACAGUAUUUCUCUUUUUCAGUUUGAAUGUGGACUUUGUAAUUACCACAGGAGAACUACACUUUAGUCAAACUACAGAUCAUCUAACGUGAGCUCAGCUUGAAUGGUUUCCUGUAUUAUUAUUUUUUAUUUGUUUACAGUUUGUUUAAUAGAACAUUUUUGCUGUUUAUGUUAAAUGACAAUGUUCCCUCACAGGUCAUGAUUUUCUGGCCUAAAAAAUUGUGUUUAAAAAAUAAUAAUAGAAAAAGUAAGUUGAGUCCAGACACGAACCUCAAUGUGUACAUCACAUGUACAAUAUUAUACUAUAUGUAGAUAUUUAUGUACAAUACGGUACAAGUAUGUGUCUGAUUUGUUUCAGUUGUGGACUUUGUAGUUUCACUCGCUGUGCUGUUUGUUGUGAACAAUGUGAGUCUCUGUUACGUUGUAUUCAACACAAACCAAAAGAAUCUCAUUCAGAGGAAAAGUUACAGUGUGGAGAACACAUAGGAGUCUGAAAGUAGAGGAUGUCAUUUCAUGUUUUUGUCGGAAACAAAAUGUCAAGUGUUUGAAAUGAAUCUGUUUUUGGAGGAACUACAGCAGGUGGAUUAAAUCAUACAGACGGCUCACGAUACAAUCACACAGUAAAUACACACAAAAUGUUUCAUGAUCUGAAUUCAUGAUCUUUUUUAUUGAAAACGUUUUAUUGAGUUUCUGAUUUGACUCAGGUCAUUUUUGAGGUUAAUAUUUGUGGUUGUGUCAAAGUUAAAUCCAUUCAAAACUGAUGUUACGAGAAAAAGAGCUGUGAGUUUCUAACUUUGAGAACAAACUGUUUCAGAUCAGAUUGAAUUUCAGUAAAAUUUAAUCAAAAUAAAACACAUCACACAAACGUUGAAAAUGAGGCGUGAUAAAUAAGAUGUUUACUGCCAUGUUGCAACCAGUAGGGUUUCUUUUUCUCCUAUUUUCCCCCAAUAGUUCUCACAGCAUAUAUUAAUUCUACUCAAUAGAUGAGCAAUUUUACGAUAAAAA
Molecule: messenger RNA, 8334 nt
Organism: Epinephelus lanceolatus (giant grouper)
Lineage: Eukaryota; Metazoa; Chordata; Actinopteri; Perciformes; Serranidae
Gene: slc39a6
Product: solute carrier family 39 member 6
Biological process (GO): zinc ion import across plasma membrane; intracellular monoatomic cation homeostasis
Cellular component (GO): plasma membrane
Molecular function (GO): zinc ion transmembrane transporter activity; monoatomic cation:bicarbonate symporter activity
Source: RefSeq, a predicted model, not a curated record